AUAGAGACGAGCCUAGGCCUCGCGGAGCUCAUCCAACGCUCCAGGUAUCCGGCCUGGGCUCGAGAUCAGAACUGUUUGGAUUUAACAGUCCGUGGACGGCCGGAGUCUGAGAGUCCGGUGACCGGGCUGUGGUCUAGUAUAAAGGCGGGUCCCAGAAGAAGGGGCGGGGCGUGGGAGAAGCCUCCCGGCCCGCCCCGCAAUGUGGCACCCGCUAGCCCUGUUCCUGCUGCUCGCCUCUGCCUCGGUGCCCCCCUCCACUGCAGCCCCGAUCCGCGAUGCUGACGCCCAGGAGAGCUCCUCGGGUUUUCUAGGUCUCCAGAGUCUCCUCCAAGGCUUCACCCGGCUUUUCCUGAAACCCCAGGAUGACCUGCUGCGGGUCAUGGACAGCUUCUUCUCUGCUCCUAUGGAUUUCCGGGGCCUCCCUAGGAACUACCACCAAGAAGAGAACCAGAAGCACAGGCUGGGAAACAAAACUCUCUCCAGCCACCUCCAGAUUGACAAGGUGACCAACAACAAGACAGGAGAGGUGCUGAUCUCUGAGAAGGUGGUGGCAUCCAUCGAGCCAGGAGAGGGGAGCUUGCAGGGUGACUGGAAGGUACCCAAGAUAGAGGAGAAGGAGGCCCUGGUGCCUGUGCCAAAGGCCGUGGACAGCUUCCACCCGGAACCCCACCCCCGAAUGACCUUCUGGAUCAUGAAGCUGCCACGGCGGAGGUCCCACCAGGAUGCCCAGGAGAGCAGCCACUGGCUCAGUGAGAAGCGGCACCGCCUGCAGGCCAUCCGGGAUGGGCUCCGAGAGGGGACCCGCGAGGACUUCCUCGAAGAGGGGACCCAGAGCUCCUCUCAUGCCAGGCUGCCUGCCCGCAAGACCCACUUCCUGUAUAUCCUCAGGCCCUCCCAGCAGUUAUAGGGGUGGGGACCGGGGAACACCUGCAUGUACCCCCCCACCAGACCCCGCCCCAGCCACCAUAUGGAAAUUAAACUUUUUCUUACAUCCA
Eubalaena glacialis (North Atlantic right whale) is the source of this 995-nucleotide messenger RNA. RefSeq names its product dickkopf like acrosomal protein 1 (gene DKKL1). Bases 200 to 907 code for a protein of 235 amino acids. NCBI's taxonomy places the organism in Eukaryota, Metazoa, Chordata, Mammalia, Artiodactyla, Balaenidae. Gene Ontology annotation, molecular function: receptor antagonist activity; co-receptor binding. Gene Ontology annotation, biological process: negative regulation of canonical Wnt signaling pathway. The record is from RefSeq and is a predicted model, not a curated record. The transcript has 5 exons.